AUGGCAAUAGCAGGACCUGAUAAAAACUAUCGGACAUGGCCAGUUAACGACAAGUUCAAAGUGUCUGUAAACAAGUAUAAUCCAGAUUAUACAAAAGCUGAAGUAGAGUUUCAAUGCUUUGUUACAACAAAAGAUAAUGUUGGAAUCAAAACAGAGGUUCGGUCAGAAAAGACAAUUGUGCAUUUUCCUGUUCCGCAAGACAAUGACUCACAUUAUAGAAGCAAAUUAAAAGAAGCGUUCAGAAAAUUUAUGUUAGACUUUGUUACAAAAGAUAAAAGUUAUGUGUUGAUAUCACUUGAUGAUAUAAAAUGUUUAACAAAGAGAGAAUUUUGUGAAGUUAUCCUAGAAGAAUUCACUAAGUUGGCUGAAAACCAAAAAGCAAAACUGAAUCAUCCUGUAAAGUUAGAAUUUUGUACCAUGAUGGACCGCAACUUUGGAGAAGCUGUCAAAGCAUGUGAAGCUAAAAUUAAAGAAUUCAAGAGUGAACCAGUUGUACAGAAAAACAGAAUAUUACUUGGUCCAUCAAUUUGUAUUGUGAAGGACAGUAUUGCAAAUGUUAAGGUAGAUGCAAUAGCAUGCACGACAUCAAUAGAUUUUAAUUUAUCAAUUGGUUUAGUCUCAAGUGCCCUGUUAAAACAAGGUGGCAAUGAAUUACAGAGAGAAUUGAACAACAAAUGUAGUGGAGCUCCUUAUUAUGGUGAAGUUAUACCUGUUUCUGGACACAAGCUUGAUUGUAGAGUGGUUUUCUUUGGUGCAAUGUGCCCAUAUUACCCUGAUUAUGAAAAGGGAAAUAAGACGGUAGAGGAAUGUAAUCGUUAUAGUAUUUAUGACUUGGUGAAGAGAUGUCUAAAUGGGGCUGAGAAGAAGCAGUUAAAAUCAAUAGCUUUCCCUGCUAUUGGAGCCGGAAACUUGAAAUAUCCAUUACAUAUUGUAGCUGAUGAAAUGUUUAGGGCGGUUGGUGAAUGGCAUGGAACCUUCGUCAAAGAAGUCAAAUUUGUAAUACCUCCAAAAGACACAUGUGUUUUACAGGAAUUCGAGAGAGCAGAAAAGAAAUAUGAUCAAUCACCAUUGUUUUACGGUUCGGCAAAUGAAACAGGACAAACAUGGAAUUCACGGGUUUUGACUUGUAGCAUCAACCCAUCUGCGGGACAAACAGAGGUAGAUUAUGAUAUUUCUGUGAUAUUUACUGGUACACAGAAAUCUCAGAUAUCUGGUGCUAAAAUAUCCUGCUGUUUAUGUGAAACCUCAUGGACAAACGUUUGA
Ruditapes philippinarum (Manila clam) is the source of this 1263-nucleotide messenger RNA. RefSeq lists its product as uncharacterized. Gene Ontology annotation, cellular component: cytoplasm; nucleus. The transcript has 7 exons. The record is from RefSeq and is a predicted model, not a curated record. NCBI's taxonomy places the organism in Eukaryota, Metazoa, Mollusca, Bivalvia, Venerida, Veneridae. Gene Ontology annotation, molecular function: transcription corepressor activity. The coding region runs from base 1 to 1263 and encodes 420 amino acids. Gene Ontology annotation, biological process: negative regulation of gene expression.